Molecule: messenger RNA, 2475 nt
Organism: Synchiropus splendidus (mandarinfish)
Lineage: Eukaryota; Metazoa; Chordata; Actinopteri; Syngnathiformes; Callionymidae
Gene: elf2a
Product: E74-like factor 2a (ets domain transcription factor)
Exons: 9
Coding region: 321-1877 (518 amino acids)
Biological process (GO): cell differentiation; regulation of transcription by RNA polymerase II
Cellular component (GO): nucleus
Molecular function (GO): sequence-specific DNA binding; DNA-binding transcription factor activity, RNA polymerase II-specific
Source: RefSeq, a predicted model, not a curated record
UGUUGAUGGCCCUGUUUAGUGACGUCACGAAUGUGACGUUGGAUCUUGGUUCGUAAAGCGGUGGCGCGCCUGAAUGGUAUAGUAAUAGUAUUUUUAAUUGAAAACAAACAUUCUACGUCUGUUUUCUGCCUGGACUGCACAGGGACACACAAGGACAGUUUCAGUGUCUGCAUCGAGACUCAAAGUAACAAAAAAAAUGUACUAACGAGGAUUUACGCGAGUGGAAUCUCGGCCCUGAAACGGCUAACGUCAGGCCCUGUCAACGCUAGCUUAAAAGCAUCGUCGUUCUAGUUUGCAGACGCAGAAAAAAGGAAUGAGGUAUGACCUCGGUGGUAGUGUCAGAUGGUGGAGGGAAUAUAGUGGAGUAUGUAACGGUGGUGGAAGAAACUCAGCAGUGUGACCAGCAGCUUGCUGAAGAGGAGGAGGAAUUUGUACAGCAGGAGGUGGUUGUGAGUGCUAAUGAGGAGGAUGAGGAGACUGUGGUGCUCCAGGAGGAGAGUUGCCCAGCAGUUAUUGUGGAGGAGGUUCCCAGUGCCCAGGUAGAGGAAUGCUACUCUGCACAGGUUCUGGUCUACGACGAUGAGACGUAUCUCAUGCAGGAUGUGGCUGAGGAGCAGGAGGUUGUGACAGAGGUGGUAGAAAGCGACAUGUGUGAAGACAUGGUGUGUUUUGACAAAACAUUUGAAGCAGCUGAAGCACUACUUCACAUGGAGUCCCCUGGAGGAUUACACAAUGAGCGUGGCACAGAGGAUGUGAUGAUGGAAACAGUGGUGGAGGUCUCAACAGAGUGUGCACCCAUAGAGGAGGAAACUUUCCCAGUUCCCCCGGACUGUGAGCCAGUGCUUAAAAAGAAAAGAGGAGGUGGACGAAAGCCAAAGGCACAACAGCCUGCAUCAAAUGGUUCCUUUGACCUGGGGAUCAAAAAGAGGCAACGGGAGGGGAAAGGCAACACCACCUAUCUGUGGGAGUUCUUGCUUGAGCUGUUGCAGGACAAGAACACUUGUCCGAAAUAUAUUAAGUGGAUGCAGAGGGAAAAGGGCAUCUUCAAGCUAGUGGACUCGAAGGCAGUGUCCAAAUUGUGGGGCAAACACAAAAACAAACCGGACAUGAACUAUGAAACAAUGGGCCGAGCUCUAAGGUAUUAUUACCAGCGUGGCAUCCUUGCAAAGGUGGAGGGUCAGCGACUGGCAUACCAGUUCAAAGAAAUGCCCAAGAACAUCAGAGUGAUUGAGGAUGAAGGUGGAGAGGAGGAAGGGGAGGAUAGUGAUGUUACCGGCCAGCACACUCCCACCACCCUGGUGACCAACGUCCCUGCUGCCACACAGCCUCAACAGACCAUCGUCACUGUUAUCCCGAGCAACGCUGCCAACAGACAAAUCCGAGCAAUGCCUUUAAUGAUGACCAAUUCUGUUGGCCAGGUGACAUUAAACUCUUCCCCCUUCCUCACCACCACCACAGGAGUCCCAGUAACCGUAGCAAACGCCAACUCUCAACCAAAACUAGUCUUCCAGGCUCUUCCCACCAUGUUACCCGGCAGCCCUAAACCUGGCGAGAAGAUUACCAUCAUCACCAUCCCAGCAAAUCAACUGGCAACACUAAUGCAGGCUAGCCCCUCCGGUCAGGUGACACAGCUCGUCCAGACCAAAUCUGGGGCCACACAAUUCAACAAACCAUCAGAAGUUCAGCAAACUACACAGCUCAUACUUGCUCAGCCAGCGGCUGUAGCCCAACCACUGCCACAGCUUUCAGUCCAGAUCACGAAAUCUAAAAUGACGACUGGCCUUCCAGACCUUUCCCCCCCAGGACCUGACCAAGCACAGUCAGAAGCUCUAUCUCACUGUAGUCCUGUUGUUGCAACCAAAAGUUUGGCUUCCUGAGAGCACAGCACACAGCAGAGUGCAGCAGGUGCGCCGGAAGUAAUAUGGACACUGUGUGAAGUGCAAAACGUGAAAAGUAUACCGCCUCAUUGUAAGGGUGCACUGUUUGCAAGGAUCCGUAUCAGCCUGCACAAACUGGAACUGCAUAGAUGAAACGGAAAUAUUCGGAUGGGGGAGGCGGAGCAAACAGACCAACACAUUUACAGACAUAACUUAUGCAUUCAGGUACACAUGCAGACACCACACACAAGUCCUACAGUAGUGUGACAGGAUCAGAUUGUAGAUUAUGAACCUUUUUUGUAUUAAAAUUAAAGCCUGAAAAGACUUUGCUGUUAACAAAUGUACUUUUUCAGUAAGUGUGUGUCAAUAAAUAAAACUUAGCAAGUGUGUCAUUUCGAAAGGUGCAUAUGUGUGUGACUCAAUAUUCUUGAGUGUAUUGACUGGAUACUCUGCAGGUGCAUUUCAAUCUGUUCCACUCUAGCAGUUACUGGUGAGUGUCGGUGCACUGCUUUUUUUUUUUUUUUUUUUUAAACGACGAUGAAGGCAGUAAAGUGCGUGCGUGUGUGCAUCAAAUGCAAGACAAUACGUUGCAUAACUA